CUUGAUCUAUGGCUCAAUCGAGAACUAGCUUCAAACAAUAACUUGCGCUCAUAAGAUCUCACUUCCCCGCUCGAGGCGUUUAUGGCAUUUUCUCGCCCUCGCAUCAAUUACGUUUGAGCCUGAUUGAAUUGAGACGCGAACGCGAUCACUUGCGAGCCAGCUAGCUUUUACGGCUCUCACUUCCAUGCAACUUGGACAAAAUGGCGAUUCAUGACUUUAGCCAAGAGCAGAAAAUUUGCUUUGAGGAUCAGCAUCGUGAGCUGAAAGGAAUACUGCGCAAUAAAGCCGGUGCCGACGCGGGAGUUGAUAACGUCAAAGGGUUUGAUCUCGCGAUCUCUGAAUUUACUUGGCGGCAGGUGCCUCUAGUGGACACCCAGGAGGCACUAGCCAAGUUCAUGCAUUUGGCCGACGACACGAAGUUCAGCAAAAUCUAUGGCGAAUUCCUCAAUGCUCCUCUCGGAUCCGCCAAGGAGGAAGCCCAGGCGAGGGAAAUGCUGUGCGGCGCCCAUGGGAUCUCCACCACAUCUUACAGACCAAGGAAGGACUGGGAGUUGGUAAGAGCGGCGCCUUUCAUCGCGUUGCAGGCAGACGUAGGUUUUCCGAAAAAUCCUAGAUUUAAGUGUCAUAUUGGAAAGAUUCACCCAACAAGGUGUUACUGCUCGCGUCCAGCCUCCAGGACAGGGGAGAUAACUACGCGGAAAGUGGUCGCGCAAGAACAAUGGAUCUGGCAGCAUCCGAACCCACGGGCAAACUGGCCGAACUUUUGUCUCAGUACUACGAAUUAUACGAUCAAUCUGAGGCAGAGGUUCAAGCUAGAAGAGCCCGGGGUAGAACUAGGUCUUUACCAAGAGCCUGGCACGCCUGGUCUCUCCACUUCGAGCUCCUAGUCAUUUAUCAACUCCCCUGUGGCUGAUCCUUUGUACACACUACGCAUGUGAUAACGCACUCAGUGGCUCAUGUGCUAUUACUUCGAAUUGUUCCACUGCAGCAACAAAAGAUCGCCAACUAAAGCAGUCUAAAGAAAAAUCUAAUAAGCAAUGGAAUCUUGGCUGGGAAGUUUGGCGUCGAUAUCGCCGAUUCAGAGAAGAAAAAUUCGAGAUGGUCU
Molecule: messenger RNA, 1105 nt
Organism: Colletotrichum godetiae
Lineage: Eukaryota; Fungi; Ascomycota; Sordariomycetes; Glomerellales; Glomerellaceae
Exons: 3
Coding region: 201-887 (228 amino acids)
Source: RefSeq, a predicted model, not a curated record